CGUAUGUAUAUAGGCAGAUAUUUUAUUAAAAUGGUGAUGCAUGCCUAUCAAAAGGUUUGUUUAUAUCUGCAAAGAAAGAUGAGCGAAAAUACUGACGAGACAACCACAAUCCCAGAAAAUACAACUGAAGCCAAUGGCGAAGGACAAAAACUAAUCGAGACAAAUAACAAGGAGAUGUCCACUAAAGAAGCGUACUUUGCCAGUCUCAGAGCAUGGGCUAAACAGGCAACAAUGACCCAGAACGCAACGGCCAUGUUUCCCUACUAUCUACUGGCUAAUUAUUAUCCGCAUUUGUUUCAAGCGCAGGGCUCAUCCAACUUGCCGUACAGCCAGGCUGCAUCGCAGGCUCAGGCAGCACCUAUCCAGCCAAAUGCUCCAGUCGCUGCAGUAGGGGCUGCUCGUCCGCACUUCAAUCGAUUUCGCAUGUUGGACGAGAUCCAACAACAGGAGAUAAUACAACGAGUCGGCGGGUACGAGUACGUGGUGGCUCCAUUUUGGAAGAGAGCUCUUGCCGAAGCCAUUGAUUUCAUUAUUUUGCUCCUGCUGAAGAUUAUUAUUACAUUUGCCAUUGUAAGCUUUCUGGACCUAAACAUGGGCUUUGAUAUCCACAAGGAUGUAAUUCGAAAAACGCUCGAUGACGAAGAUAUCCUAGCAAGCUUUUUCGACCUUUCAGUGGACUUCCUCACACUCUCGUCUGAUCUAAUACUAAUUGAGCUAAUGACUAAGUUAAUAGUUUGCUUCUAUGAGGCCAUCUGGACGGUUUGGUACAAUGGAGCAACGCCGGGGAAGGCUUUGAUGAAAAUCCGUAUACUCUAUGUGGAAGCUGUGGUGCCAUUGCAGGGGCAAGUAGUGCCGCAGUUUCUGUUUCAGGCGCAACGCGAACCUUUACGUGCCCUCCUCUAUCCCGCCGAGACGCCGACAUUGGUGAGAGCUUUCAUGCGAGCCCUAGCAAAGAAUCUAGUGAUGACGCUUUUGUUUCCCAUCUGUGUUGUUAUGGUAUUCUUCAAAAACAAUCGAACCGCCUAUGACAUCUUUGCAAAGACGGUUGUUGUGAUUGACAACCCGAAUGUGUUGCAUCGGCAGCCCCCACAGUAGAGGAUGCGGUAGGCGGUAGCAAUGAGAUUACGCCAAAUUGUGUAAAAACUAUACUAUAUACAAGUGUAAAUGUAAAAUCUUUUGUUAAUACUAAAAUAAAAUACUGUUAAAUCAAUGUAUAAUGGAAGAAGUA
Messenger RNA from Scaptodrosophila lebanonensis, 1228 nucleotides. Its product is annotated as protein FAM8A1. The coding region runs from base 4 to 1095 and encodes 363 amino acids. NCBI's taxonomy places the organism in Eukaryota, Metazoa, Arthropoda, Insecta, Diptera, Drosophilidae. The record is from RefSeq and is a predicted model, not a curated record. The transcript is spliced from 2 exons.